CAAUCGCACUGCUGACUAAAAAGCAUCGGGAGAAUCUCUAAAAUUGAAUAAUGCGCCCGUUCGGCAACGAUAUUACAAACAUCUCCAAUAACAAUGGAGCCGGCAAUGGUGACGAUCGAUCAAAUGGCAAUGGCAAUGGCAAUAACAAUGGCAACGUUAAUGGUAAUGGGAACAGCCCCAUCAACAGAGACAACGUCGAGUCAGACCCCAAUCCUUCGGCCACAAAUGAGCUGGGCCUGGACACAGAGACAGAUCCACGCAUACCCCCACACAUAGCCAGAAUCGGUGGCAUUGUCACAUUCUCGCCAAUCGCCGGACGCGGAGUGAUACGAGUGGUGCGACGCUGCGAGGACGCCAAGGAAAAUCACAAGCUAGAUCUAUCAGAAUGUGAACUCAUGCAAAUACCAGAUGCAGUGUAUCACUUGAUGCGGAAUACAGAGCUACAAACUUGUAACCUUAGUGGCAAUGUGCUGAAGAAGGUGACGCCAAAGUUUGCGCUGAAGUUUAGCGCAAUUACAGAUCUCAAUCUCUCAUAUAAUCAGUUGUCAAAGCUGCCAGACGAAUUUGCCACUCUGAGUGCUUUAACCAACUUAAAUAUCUCGCAUAAUUCGUUUAUUGUAUUACCUCAAGUCGUCUUUAAGCUUCAGAAGCUAGCCAGUUUGGAUGCUCAACAUAAUGCCAUUUUGGAGAUCGACACGGACGAAGCAAUCAGCAGUGAUUGCCUGACAGUGGUAGAUCUACGCAAUAAUCCACUGAGCAGGAACUGUCGUCGCAAAUUGGAAGAUUUUGUCACCAGCUUUCGCCUAGAGAUAUCACAGGAAGCUGAGGACGAUUGGUGAUCGGCUGGGAAGAAUUGAAAUAAGUGCAUCGUUAUCUAUAGAAAAACCCAUUUACUGUAAUGUUUUUAAUCAUUUUAUUAAAUUCGUUUAUUUAAAGAAAUUCGCCGA
Molecule: messenger RNA, 947 nt
Organism: Drosophila navojoa
Lineage: Eukaryota; Metazoa; Arthropoda; Insecta; Diptera; Drosophilidae
Gene: Sclp
Product: leucine rich repeat containing protein 20 sclp
Cellular component (GO): cytoplasm
Molecular function (GO): protein binding
Source: RefSeq, a predicted model, not a curated record